CUCGGGGGCACUUCCGGGAACAACCGGAAACUGCGAGGUAGGCUCGCGCACAGACAGAGAGUGGGGGGGGGGCGGUGUGUAUUAACUGUGACACAACCAGAGCGCGACAUACACAGACUGACCGUCAUUAAUAUUAUUACUAUCAUUAUUAUACAGAGAGAGAGAUAGGGGGGGGAGAUAUAGGGGGUGCAUUGAAUGUGACAGAUAUGGGGAGAUAUAGGGGGUGUAUUGAAUGUGACAGAUAUGGGGGAGAUAUAGGGGGUGUAUUGAAUGUGACAGAUAUUGGGGAGAUAUAGGGGGUGUAUUGAAUGUGACAGAUAUGGGGGAGAUAUAGGGGGUGUAUUGAAUGUGACAGAUAUGGGGGAGAUAUAGGGGGUGUAUUGAAUGUGACCGAUAUGGGGGAGAUAUAGGGGGUGUAUUGAAUGUGACAGAUAUGGGGGAUUAAAAGGGAUGAUUGUGACAGAUAUGGGGAGAUAUAGGGGUGGCUUGAAUGUGACAGAUAUGGGGGGAGAAAAUAAGAAUGUGACACAGAUGGGGAGAUAUAGGGGGUGCAUUGAAUGUGACAGAUAUGGGGGGGAUAUAGGUGUAUUGAAUGUGACAGAUAUGGGGGAGAUAGUGUAUUGAAUGUGGCCAUGGGGGAGAUAUUAGGGGGUGUAUUGAAUGUGACAGAUAUGGGGGAGAUAUAGGGGGUGUAUUGAAUGUGACAGAUAUUGGGGAGAUAUAGGGGGUGUAUUGAAUGUGACAGAUAUGGGGGAGAUAUAGGGGGUGUAUUGAAUGUGACAGAUAUGGGGGAGAUAUAGGGGGUGUAUUGAAUGUGACAGAUAUGGGGGAGAUAUAGGGGGUGUAUUGAAUGUGACAGAUAUUGGGGAGAUAUAGGGGGUGUAUUGAAUGUGACAGAUAUGGGGGAGAUAUAGGGGGUGUAUUGAAUGUGACAGAUAUGGGGGAGAUAUAGGGGGUGUAUUGAAUGUGACAGAGUGAGGUAUAGGGGGUGUAUUAUUGAAUGUGACACAUACAUAGAGUUUAUAGAGGGGGUGUAUUGAAUUUGACACAGACAGACAUAGAGGUUAUAGGGGCUGUGGUUUGAAUGUGACACACACACAGUCCGGCAUGGGUUGGGGUCUGUAUGAUGGAUCAGUUUAAUAUGCCAAGGGAGAGGGAUAUAACAAUUUCAAUAACUAGAAUGUAGAAAGUUCAGAGAGAGCAAUUGCAGGAUGUUAAACCUAAAAUGAACUCUCUACCAUAAUCUUUUGUUAUAGUUGAAAUUCAACAGUGUGUCAAGGAUUGUCACUAUGCAAUUGUUUGAAAAUUCCACUUUUUUCUUUUUGUUGAAAUGUAGACUCUACAGAACAGUUCUACUUUAAGAGGACCCCAUGUCUUUUCUUGUAAGUAAUUUGGAACACCGAGUAAUAUUUAGAAUGAAAUGAAUAUGUACCAAAUGUUAAAUUAGCACAACAGAAAUCACUAAACGCCCAAUUUGUUUUUAGGCCGAUUGCCAUGCUCAGUUCUCAUGAAUUCGAUUGUUGAACGACCUCUGUGAUUUAACAACUGACUAGUAUCCAAUUUGAGAUGAAUGGAUCCCUGCUAUUUGCAAAUAGUACUCAUUGCUGCAGUGAGAUUUAUGUCAUAAUAGUUCAACCAAAUUACAGCUAAUUAGUAACUUAAAGGGACGUUCUAGGCACCAGAUCCAUUACAACUGUAGUUGUUUUGGGGUAGCAAGUUUGUCCCUGCAGACAGAGCAGAGUAAAUGCAGCCUUUUCUGAGAAAAUGCUAUAUUGACUUUGCUGCCUAACACCAUUUCUAGUGGAUGCCACUCAAACAGCCACUAGAGGGGCCUCUUGUGGUCCCACAAGCUCCAAGCAGUGUGGAGAUGUUGAGUGCUCCCCAUAGAGAUGCAUUGAGAUGUGAUUUUUGCAGCAAUGCGGGGAGGGGGGGGAGGCUAAAUCUAGCUAGAUAUUAUAACACUCUGGCGUUGGGAACACGUUUGUAUUCCUAACGUUAGAUUUUUACUUAAUGUACCUGCUGCAAGGGAAAAAGACGCAACUAAUGUAAGAUCCAGGUUUCGGGGUGUAGUGUUGAGACAGCUUUAUGUGCAGCUCCCCUUGUUAGUGGAAUUGGAGCAGCUGAGUGAAGACAGUUUGGUUGCAAUUUGGCUCUUUGUGUAUAGCCUAAUCACUCAUCUUCUAGGGAGAUUCAGCCAAUUUCAACAGACAACUGAAUGGAAAUACAAGUGCAGAUUAAAUAACCAAACUUGCCAUUUGUGAAUUAUCGAAUGGUUUAAAACAGCUGCAUUCUGACAACCAAAUAGCAUUCAGCUGCCGGUCAGUUGCCAUUUGGUGUUAAGACCAUGAACAGAGUUUUAUUUAUAUUUAUUUUCUUUAACCAAGAAGUACUAGUAACAGAGUUCUCUAGGCACAUACUCGCCUAUUUCAGUAUUUUACUCAACAAGUAACCCUAUUUGUCUGGAAUGUCCCCAGAUGCCAGACAGCUUUCUCUCUUAUUCUGUUGUUUUUUUGUUGCAGCGCUGGGUGUCAGACAGGAUCCUGGUUGAUGGAUUGAGAGAGUUAGAGUUCUUUGGAGGUAAGUAUUCUCCUUUAAUUCUGUGUUUAGUUAAAGAUGAAUGCGGCUAAGUGCAAACUAUGAAUUCCUUUCACGGUAAUCAUUUUAAUACAUGUUUCUCUAUUUUCAUUGAGUUGUUGAAUCUUGAGAAUUGCUUGAAUUCAUGUUCUUUUAUUAAUAUCAGUAAAUAAUUUAAGUCCAUUGUAUUGCUGUGCAAAAAACAAACCUGUAUUAAGACAGUUAAAUUGAUAAUGCAAUGUAAAUGUGUGAUAUUAAUCUUACACCAAGCUCAGCGGAUCCUUAUCUACCUUCCUCCAGACCCGCAUUUGGGGGACUCUCGAAAGAAAGUAAGUGGGUCCCUCCAUUUUGUUUACACCAUCCAUUUGUAUGCGUUGCAUGGAGGACUUAGUGUAACAGGAGGCACUUUGGUGUGGGCCAACCUUGAAGAUUAUCCCCUUUUAACUUGGGCUUUGGUAAAACAUCAUGUUAGUUGAGUUAAACCACUUAGGCUUUAGUCUUUAACAUUAAUAUAAGUGUUUCUCAAACAGAGAACUGGCUGUGCUAAAUGUUCCCUUUUAACUUUUCUUGUGAACUUUCUGAGCACGGAUAUAGGUCAUUGUACUUUCCAUCAAGUUUUUUGUUUUUCACUUUAUUUUGUUUUUCAUCAUAAAAAUUAUGUUUGGCUAACAUUACAUUCCCUGAAUAAAAGAGUUUGUAGAUUGUGAGGUCAUUAUAAGGUGUCCACCUCCAUACCGAAAUACCGUGACCCCUCCUCGGUCAUAAAUAAACUUACUAUGGUCUGGUUCAGGCUUUCUCAAACUCCGGCCCUCCAGAUGUUGCUGAACUUCAACUCCCAUGAUUCUAUGAAUAAAAUAUGGGAAUCAUGGGAGUUGUAUUUCAGCAACAUCUGGAGGGUCGGAGUUUGGGGAAGCCUGGUCUGGUUAGAUGAAAAUGUGUUUGAAAUAUUGCUUUUAGACAAAUUGUUAUGCAAGGAAAAUGUAAAGUGCCUGAGCUACUUUAAAGGGGGCACUCUGAGCAGCAUGUCCAAAAAGCAACACACCCGACAGUUCUGCAUAAAGUGCUUUAUGACCCUAAACAAGCUAAAGUUUUUUUCUUUUAACACUUUAUGCAACGGGACCUAUAACUAAUGCACUUUUGAAAGAGCAUAAAAUGACACUUAUACAUUGGGUUUGCAAAUGCAUAGAUUGGGAGGAAAAAAAACAUUUAAAAUUAGGUCUUACUCUCACCUGUCAAUCAAUUCUUAGACUCCAUGCUGAAGAAUUGAUUAAAAAGGAAAUGCAGAUGACAACUCUCACAGGUGGUCCUUCUACCCUCCACACAUAGCAACCACAGUGCAUGUGCUGUGGUUGUUAUAGUAACUUCCUAGUCAUCGCCACUGGCUAGGGAGUAUAGAGAUUGACUGAUGUCCCUCAAUGCAGAUGCUAGUGACGAUGCAUGUUGGUGUCAAAGUGGAGGUUUGUUCUGCUUAGGGAAUUACACCAAGCAGGACAAAUCAACAAAGACUGUGGGAAGAAUGAGGACGGGCUUUACCAAAAGGGCAACACCCACAAAGCUGAAGACCUGACGGCCCUGGAUUGAAGGUAAGGUGAGUCUAUCUCAUUGAAUACUUUAUGUAUGUCUGUGAUACAUGAUGUAUUCAAUGUAUUCGAUUUAAAAAAAAAGCAAAUAUAUUUCACAUGUAUUUGUCAGUGCCAGACAGCUCACUAAAACACGCUUACAGGGAACAUUGGUUGUGUUCUGUUAUAUCACUGAAAGCCACUUUCACUGUUUGCAAACGCUGAAUACAAUUUCAAACUAAGUUGGGGUUUACCACCAUAAAAAAAAAAAAAAAAAAUCACUUUCCUGCCUCUAUCCUUUUCAGACAUGAAUUACAUUGUUUAUCACAUCAUUUAGCAAUGUUCAGAAAAGGUAUCUUGUGUAAUAACCAAACUUGCAUAAAGCGAAGUAUGCCUUUAAAGGUGUCAAUCUUGAUCUUUGUACACUUACAUAUUUCAUUAUAUUCACCGAAUAUUUCCCCCUGUUAAUUACAAUAAGUGUUUAAACCGCCCACGUUCUAGUGUACAGGAUAAAUAAGACUGACUGUAUUAGUCAUUUUCUUUUUUUCUAAUUUCUCUCAUUUACAGCAAAAAACAUCCAGACAUUCAAAACCACUAAAGUGGAGAAACAUGUUGUAUACACGGAGUGUAGGGGGGGUUUUAGCUGGAAAACACAACCCAUCAUUCACAACUAGAACAAAUUAUUUUAUUUACAUAUGCAAAAGUUAAAAAAUAAAUAAAAAUUCAAUUUUUAUUUUUAGUGAAUAACACUGAUUAUUAUUAUUAUUUCCAUCGAGCUCUAAUGUACUAAACAUUUUGUGCUCCUAGAAGAGGGGGGGUCUGUUUUCACUUGAUGUUAAAUGAUUACAGAUACACAAACCAAAAGGGCCAGUGGCAGGAAAUGCUCCACUUUUUCCAUCUGUGAAUAUCCCCAACUUAGUUCUGGUAUUUUUAAUAUGUACAUUGAGAUUUUACAAAGACGUACAUCGAGAUUUUACAAAGACGUAUUCCUUCAUUCUGCAUUAGUUUGCAGUGAUGACGUUUUGCGUGCAGUAGCCACCUUUGUAACUGCAUGAUACUGCGUUAUUCCCUCUGCAUGUUUUACAGAUACCGUUAGAUUUAGCGAUAUGUUUAUGGAACCCACAUACAAGCGCUUCCUGUAUUGUCUUAUGUCAGGUGUGGGCAGCAGUGACUACUACAGCAACAAUUUUAUUGAUGUUUAUGGGAGUUAUAGACUGCCUACUCCUGUGUAUUGCCAUUUAACUCAUUUCAGUCCCAUGAAAACUACUCACAGUGUUUUGUACCUGCAGGGAGAGUGGUGGCGUGAUUUGUAUUUACUUAUUUUUACAGUGCUGACGUGUUGUGCGGAAGAGACAGUCAUCUGUGUGUGAUUGUGUAUAGUAUCAGGAUUGUCUCUGUUAACGAAUGUGGAAUUGUUUGUUUGUCUGCCUGUAACUGAUAUUUUGUAGUAAAAUAAAAGUGGUUGUUCUUUCACUAAAUACCAAACCGUAAGCUUGUAAAGCUGUUUAAAUAUGUGCACACAUAAGAAAUCAAAUGUGCAUAGAUAAAAAAUAUCUUAAAGGGGCAUUCUGAUAAGAGCACUACAGCUCAUUGUAGUGACUUAUGGUGCAGUUAGUGUUUGGGUUCAGUCCUUCUGGCAUCAGUCAUUUUGUUUUUUAAUCGUUUCACAAAAAGUGAAACCUGUGCAAAAUCCAUCCAUUGAGAUCAUUAGCACUUACACGUCAUCUGUCUAUUUCUGGAGAAUAAGAAGUCAAGGUUUAGGAGCUGAGAAGCUAAAUGCAAAGACUGCUUGCACUUUAACCCUACAAUAGGCUCUAGUGUUUACGAUGCCCUGCCUUAUAAGGCAUUAUAUAGAUAACUAAAUUAAAAGAAAAAAAACCAAUAAACUCCACUCCAAUUUGAGAAGCUGCUGCACUUGGACACCAGGAAAAGCCUGGACAGUUGCUGAGUCUUCGGGCUUUGUGUCCGUGACAUACAUGAUAGGACAAUGGAUUCCUACAUGAAGCAUUCGAAGAUCAUUUGCAUGAUUAAUUAACCAGUCCACAGCUGCUUCAGCUGCCAACGUAUAAAACUAAUAUGGCUACAAGCUGAGAUUUGGACAUUCUGCACACGUGGGAACUUCAUUCAGCUGUGAAAUGAAAUGUUCGUUUUCCUAGUUCCUUGAUUUUCAAAAUUUUAGUAAGAAUAAUGGAAAAUGAGGAGUCAAUCUUCUAACUUUGUUUAUUUUUUUAUUUUUAAAAAGGUCUUUUGAAUAAUAUGAUAAAACACUCGAUGGCUUCAAAGUCUGCGUAUACUAAAAUUACAUUUCGUAGCGGAGAUCCUCUUGCCCCAUGAAUCUCCAUCCUUGUCACAGCCUUAUCCUAACAUGAUAUAAUUAAAUGAUGGUGUCUUACUUUGGAUUGUUAUACACUCUGCUCCUUACAGUGUAACCUGACUAAUACACUAUCUUUAAACUGUCAGCUUCACUUAAAUGGACUUUUUGGUGUAAGAGGUGUAAAUAGAGCAAGUUCACUGGAUUUAAAAAGCUUUCUGUUCUAAUAAUUCCAUGGUUCACAAUCCCUGGACCAGAGGACACAUGUAGUGAUGAGUUAGAAUACUGAGCGAUUUGGUGAGUGUGCUGUGUUAGGAUUUGGUUAGUACGUGUGACUUUGUAUAUGGCUAGGAUGUGAUUUAGACUCAAAGUAGCCAUCUAAUAGCCAUUACCACCAUCAACAACAUGUAAUAAUGAUAGUUCUAUGUGUUCUUACGCAAUUUUUCUGUGCCAUGGUCUGCACUAUUUCAAUGUGUACCCUGCAUGUUUUCCUGAAUUUUUAGCAACUGUAUACAUUUUUGUAUUUGCCUGUAUAUCUUUGUGUGUACCUAUAAUGAGACUAAACCAGCUGGAAAAUCAGUAUUAUCAUUAAUUAUUUUCUAAUUUAUUUUAAAAUAGUCUGUCACUUGCACAUCACGUAAUAUAAUUGUGCAUUAUAAGCCUUGAUGAAAUGUUUAUUAAGAAAAACAAAUAUUGGGAGAAAAUAUAUUUCCUAAAUUUAGAUAUUUCUAUUCCUUUGUACUUCGUUCUUGCUUGUUACUGGCACAUCCAAUAAUUAAAUAAUGAAAUAAUAAUAUGAAGUAUUUUACCAGGAAGCAGUGAUUAUUGGCUUGCCUGGUUUUGUAAUAUAUGCUGAGGUGCAGAUAUUUCAAUUUACUUUAAAAAUAAACUUUGAUAUAAGGCAUAAAAGGGAAAUAACACAGGUACAUAAUUGUAAUAUGUAAGCUGGUCAGUCAUCAUCUUACUACCUAGUGUGAAACCACAAAUCCAUCCCCCAGUCUCAUACGCUUUCUCGCUCUCUCUCCCUCACUAACUGGGCCAUCAGACUGAUGAAGCUGCUAGUUCCGAAUCCGUAGCAUCUUGUCGCAGUCCGGACAGUAUGGGGAUCUAUGCUCCAGACAGUGAUUGUUAUGAAGUUCUCACUGUCAUAGGUGGGUUUGACAUUAUCUGUACAGUCUAGGCCAAAUGGCUGUGAAUGUUGUAGUACAGGAGGUAAAGCAUCACCGAUUCUUUUCAAGCACCGACAGAUAGCAUCAUGCGGAGGAAAAUGUAGAGGGAUAGUUCAAAGAGACUGAUGAGUCUGUUGAAUGUAUAUAGGACAUUCUACAUUAUUUGAAUUAUACGAUUCUUAUUGGGUGAACACACAGAGCCGCCAAUCGGAAUACAAUUUUGAUUUCAAGAAAAAAAUACUCCUUUUAAGUAAUAUUAUUUUUAUUUGUUAUAUACUGUAAAGAAAUACACCAUAUUGAACACUGUGCAUUUGCUGCAUAUCUCCUUCUUCCCAGAUUCUGCAAUUGGACUGGCUCAGACCAGAAUGUGACUCGGACAGUCAUGAUCUUCACUUACAGGAACACUGCAAGCACAAUAACGGUUAUAGUGAGCUGCAGUAAUUAUGGUGCUUGGAGAGCCCCUGUUUCUAUAUCACUGCGGAGCUUAUUCUGUAAGCCGUGCUUUAGUGUUCCACAAUAUAAAGCUAAAAUUUGACAUUUUGUACAAUUUUUUUAUUUUUAUUUUUUUAAACGUCAUAUUUAUUUUGAGUAAAAAGGCAUUCAGUGACCACAAAAGGCUAGGGAUUGACUGAGUGACGUGUUAGUUCCUGGGUUGAUCAGGUGUAACUAGAGGUGCCAAAAUAGACCUUUAAAUAAGAGUUGUGGUAUUUGACCAUUAUCUUUAUGGACUAAUAAAGGAAUGGCAAAUAUAAAUAGGAAAAACAGGGGUAUUACAGACGGUUCUCCUGCUUCGUGCCAUAGUCUAUAACCUUUGGUAUGUACAGUGUAUUAAUCACUUUUUUUUCCCCCCACUCAGGGAAAGGUUUUGAGGAGCUGAUGACGGUGAAUUUAGCACGUUACAAACCUUCCGGAGAGUAUGUUUGUAUCAGGAGGGUGAAUAUGGAGUCCUGUACCAAUGACAUGGUAUCUUUCCUACAGGUAAAAUAAUUACUUGUCUUUUGCCAUGUGUACGAAAUCUUAUCAGAGGAGAGCAUAAAGAAAGAGUGGAAGGAGAUGUUGGAGUCAGUGAUGUUUUUGCCUACCUUGUUGGCCAAAAUAGGAGACACUAAGGGUUCCAAGGAAUAAAAUACAUUGUAGUCAAAGCUAGCUGAACUGGAGAAUGUUAGCCUAAAAUAUAUUCCCACGGUCAGUUCCCAGUUUAAAAACCCCGCGAGUGUCUCACAAUACUUUAUAUCUACUUUAAUUUUAUUUAUUUUACAAACCUUACACGCAUAUAGAGACAUACAAAAGCAUGCUGUGCAAUAUUAUUUAUGUUGUACCCGUAGAAGGUAAAGUCAUUCACCACUCAGUGUAGGAUAUUGCAUCUUACUGGUGUGGGUUCUCAACAUCCUGUUUUGUGAUUCUGUCUUUUUCCUCAGACUGAACUCCAUGUGUCCAAGUUGUUCAACCAUCCCAAUAUUCUUCCCUACAGAGCUACCUUCAUAGCAGAUAAUGAGCUUUGGGUUGUGACCCCCUUUAUGGCAUAUGGUAAGGGGGACUGUGACCUUGAAUUGAGUUAAGGGUAUGAUUAGCAAGUAUGAUAGCAGGUUGUGAUUAGAUAAACCAGCACUCGUCUAAUAUGAAAGUAACUGGGAUUUUAGUAGUUAAUCAUAUUGGAGAAGCUCACAGCUUCUCAAGGUUUGGCAGCUUUGAAGUUGCAGUGAGCGGCUUAAUUGGUACCCAUAUUAUCUGGUAACAACAACUUGCUUUCUCAUGUGGAGGUAACGAGGAGGCCGUAGAGAUGAGUUUUACAUAUUAGUCCUGAAAGCAGAAUGUUUGGGUUUUUCCGUCAGGUUCAGCCAAAGAUCUAAUUUCUACACAUUUCACUGAUGGAAUGAGUGAGCUUGCCAUCGCUUACAUCCUUUUGGGGGUCCUGAAAGCGUUGGACUACAUUCAUCAUAUGGGAUAUGUGCACAGGUAAAACAGAAAAAUAACUGAUUUCCUGUCCCUUAACUCUCUUCUGUCUGUCUGUUGGGGGCGCUAGUAUGUUUCAUAGAUUUUUUUUUUUUUUUAUCAGCGUGCAAUUCUAGUGUCUCCAUUUGUUCUUAUUUGCAGGAGUGUGAAGGCAAGUCACAUUCUGAUUUCAGUGGAUGGGAAGGUUUAUCUUUCUGGCCUACGGAGUAUCCUCAGUAUGAUAAAUCAUGGACAGCGUGUUAAAGUGGUUCAUGACUUCCCUAAGCACAGUGCCCGAGUUCUCCCCUGGCUUAGCCCUGAGGUCUUACAGCAGGUAAAGAAUGAAGCAUACUCCAUAGUGUCAAACCGGGAAUUAAAUCAAUAUUAAAGUGGAUCUGUCACCCUCUCCCCGCAGCAAAAAAUAAGCAUUUCAUAAAAUCUUUACGAAAUGCUUAUAAAGACUGUGUUGGAAUUUCACUGAAAUUUCAACCCAUUCAAACAAUAUCAUAGGGACUACUUUGUCGUAUGUAUUUUAAUUACGCUUGACAAAAUAAUGGAGCUGCUGAUGUCUGAGGAAAAGCAGGCUCUGUCUAUGGAGGAUUUUGCAAUCUCAUGGGAUCCUUCAUAGACAUCAGUUUUGUACUCUCACGCACUGGCAUCGGUUCCUGGCAGAUGAAGCAACAGGAGCCAAGAAGGACCUCACAGAAGCAGAUGGCAGCAACUGCAACGGACAGGCUCAGGUAAGUACAAACUACUUGGGGCCACUAGAAUGCAAGUAGAGUAAUCACCACCUGGGGUCUUUGCAAAAUAUGCAAAGACCCCAGAAGGUGACAGAGCCACUUUAAGAAUAACUUUGUCACACUGAUGUGUGUUCUUUUUCAUCUAAAACAGAACCUUCAGGGAUAUGACGCCAAAUCUGAUAUAUACAGUGUGGGGAUCACAGCAUGUGAGCUUGCCAAUGGCCAUGUGCCAUUUAAAGACAUGCCCGCCACACAGGUAAUAUGUACUCAUUAUUAUAUCCACAUUGACGUCUUUACACCACAUGUAAGUCUUUGUCACUGCUUACCCUUUUCUGCUCCACCUCAGAUGCUCCUGGAGAAGUUAAACGGUACAGUUCCUUGUUUGCUUGACACUGCUACCAUUCCUGCCUCCGAACUAACUAUGAAAACCUCACGCUCAGGAGCCGACUCUGGCAUAGGAGAGGGGACCUCCUGUCGUCCUUCUAAUGGGGAGCCGUCAAUGCACCCUUAUAACCGAAGCUUCUCCUCUCACUUUCAUAACUUGGUAGAGCAAUGUCUGCAGAGGAACCCUGAUCUCAGGUGAGAGGUGCUUGGAGCAGGUAUAAGACUCCUCUGGUAAAGCUCUGUAUGUCUUAAGUCCCUGGCGUGACCCAUACAGUGUGUACAUAUACAUGGCAUUAUUUUAGGAUGCACAAAAUUACCUUUCUAUUUAUUUUAAUAAGCUGGAUCUGUGAAUCCAAACUGGUGACUUUUAGACUAUUGGCCCAGCCCAGCUAGAUCUUAAACAUCAAAAUCUAUCAUUUGUUAAUCUAAAAUAUUGGAUGUGCUAAAUGUAAAUGAAUAUUUAGCGCAAUCUAUGAAGAAUCUGGAGAAUUUUGCAGUUCUGUUUGGUUCAGUUGUACCUGGACAAAAUUGUCUAUAAGCUACAAAUGCUUGGUAACCUAUUCAUCAUGGAGGACUGCAUAGUAACACAUAAUAUGCUUGGCAUAUUCUUCCAGCUGAAUUGGCAGAUAAUGCUGUUUCACUGAUUUCUAAUCUAAAAAUGGGAAGCUUUGUUUCCAGCUCCAGACUGGACGGAUCACUUGGUUUUACCAAAGAACAGAUUGUUAAGAUGUAAUUGAUUUUAAUUAUAUCACUUUAAACUUUGCUUAUAAUAACAAAUAACAAAAUAUACAUUUAAAAAACAAAAAUGGUGUAAAUCUGGAGAAUAUCUCCCCACAAAUGCCAAUUACAUGUGAACAUGUAAAAUAAUGGGUUUGGUGUAAAUGUCCGUGUCACUGUAAUAGAUCUGUAUGGAUUUUCUUCUAUAAAGACAUUGUUUAGUGCUUGAGUACCGUAUAUACUCGAGUAUAAGACGAGUUUUUCGGCACAUUUUUUGUGCUGAAAAAGCACCACUCGUCUUAUACUCGAGUCAAGGUCUGUAUUUUGGCAACAUACAUUGCCAUAAUACAGACCAGGACCGCUGGGCUCGUUACAAGCCCAGCGGUCCUGUUGGGGGCUGGCAGCAAGCUGUUACUUACUUUUACAGCAGCUCCUGUCAGCUACCUUCACCUCCGUGCAGCUCCCCUGUCAACUCCGUUCUGCCCACAGUGUAAGUCUUGCGACACCCGCGGCCUUCAGUGCCGUGGCAACGCUCCGCGCGGCACGCAGACCGCGAGACUUAGACUGUGUAAACGUCCAUAGCCUCUGUAUUAGGAUCCUCAAUUGAAAUAACCUAUUUUGCUAAAAUUCUACUUAUUCUAUCUAUUAUAAUGGUUGAUGGCUCUAGUAAAAGCGCCAGCUUACAUCCAACUGAUUCUCCGAUUCCACGUACACUGGUGUAAUAUACAUCCUUUCUCGUUUACAGGCCAAACGCUGGCACCCUCCUCAAUCAUUCCUUCUUCAAACAGGUGAGGAUCCCAUGAAUUGGAUGACAGACUAUGACCAAUGUGAAAUUUAUAGAUGCUCCUUUUAUGAAAGAAAAAAAACCCACUAAAAAUGGGGCUCUACCUAGAUUUAUAAUGGAGAAUUUACACUUCCACAUUAUCUUCACCUUUGUCAAACCUGAGCGACAGUGAUUGGCUGGGACAGGCUAGAUCGGUACUUCAGCCAAUCACUGCUAGCCAUGUUGUUUGGGGGUUUUUUUUGUUUUGUUUUUUUGGUCAGACUAAAUAGUUUAGGAAAAUAAUACAGAGGGUUGUUUCCAUUGACUCUUGGCACCGUUAAUCAAUACAUGAAAAAAUUUAUUUAAAAAUUAAAAACUUGGCUACUUUUCCAUUCAUGUAUUUUGGCUUAAUAUGUGCAUACCCUCAUUUUACAUUUGCAUCAGAAAACAAUAUAGUGAUACUGUUCUGAUGGUUGUGAGUGAAAUACAGAUACCAGAAUUUUUAGACUUUUUUUUACGGCUGAACGUGAAGCAGCAAUUUAGACACCCUAACAGCCUCAUUACAAUGAAGUUGUUAUGAUGCAAGAAAAUCCUGGCUUUGUCUUACCAUAACAGAUUAAAGCAACAGUGAACGGUUUAUCCCCAAAGUCUCGAAGUCGUCGACCGAUCACUCUGACCCUCCACUUCCUUUGAAAAUCUAAAGCUUAAAUCUGGAAGCCCUUGGACAGGACACGGCUAAUAGACUGAGAGCGUCAACUGUCGCUCUCAACCUAUGACUAGCUUCCCAUUCAGAAAAGUGUCCGGUCCAAAGCUUCCUGUUUUCAGGAAGCCUCAGACCUUCAGAGGUUGUGGAGGGACCGAGCGUAGCUUGAGAGAUUGUUUUUAUUUAAUAUAACCUCUGGUAAUACCUAUCGCCUCAAUCAACAAUCCUUUUCAUUGUGUAACUUGCAGAUAAAGCGCAGGGCAUGUGAAGCACUUCCGGAGCUCCUGCGGCCUGUUUCACCAAUCACCAACUUCGAGGGAGCACAAUGUUCGGAUCCCCAGGGCAUGGCAGGAGUGGUAUCCAGCUUGGAGCAGCUUGAUGUGGAGGACUGGGACUUUUAAGGGAUCGAGGGCCAUUGAAAGCCUGUUCAUGUUUACACUGCACAGACCCCAGGGGUUUGCACUUCGGAUUGGAGUGGGUGGAGGGGUGCAUGAAAUGAAACUUUUCAACACCACAAGUCUUAGAAAUCAUUGCACCGUGCCUAGCGAUGGGGUUAACCGUUGAUGUGGCAGCACUUGACUAUACUUUGUAAAGUGUCCCCCCUCUUAACCUCACACUUUUCAUCUCCUAUAUGUUUAAAGUGGACCGGUUACCAAAAAUCACUUUACAUUAAGUGUAUAAAGACUGUCUGACAAGGUUGUUCACUCAACUGAGAAUCCAAAGUAAAUUUUAACUUUAAAGCCAAACUAUCCAAACUGGAGAGAUUCUAAGUCCGCUAUGCAUCCAGUUCGACUACUUUUGGCCUUAAAUUUACAAUUCACUUUGAAUUGUUACUUUAAUUGUUAAUCCUGUGAGUGUUGUAUUUUUUUUUUAUCAGCGGUUUAAGUUACUUUACUUGUAAAUUUCAGACUUUUAUAAAAACAAAAAAACAAAAAAAACACCACUUUUUUCCCCACCACUCUUCUUCAGGACCGGUCGAAUUCACUGCUCACAAAACUAAAGCGAUGACCAAUCAGUCGGAAGCAAUGAAAGAUUUCAGACAGUAAAAGGCAGGUAGCUUGCGUUUCACAUUAAACCGCUCUGACUGCUGAAUGUUGUUUUUCCCCAGCAUCUAUAUGUCAAGUUUUGGUUAAUGUUAUUUUAUUUCCUUUUAGCACUUAAUGAGUUUCCACUGUUCUUUAGCGGUUAGGCCUGUUUAACCAAUGGGGUUUCUAACCUUCAUUCCAGCAUUAAAAUCAGGUCAACGUUUAUGACGGUCAUUUUUGCACACUUUCUCAAUGUCUUGUUUUCAUUGUGAUGUAGUCAAGAUCUGUCUUAACUCUUUCAGGACUGGGCAUAUCUCACAUCCGACUUAAAGGGAUUUUUUUUUCUUUAUCUUUCUACUUAGCUAUUUAUUUAUUAUCUCCUAUUUACUUGCUACUCUUGUCAUUAGACAUUAAUAUGAGGCUCUUGAGACCUAACGUCAAUCAUUUCUGCUUCUGUAGCCAUAGUAAUUGGAUUCUCUAGUAUGCAUUUUCAUUUGAGUUGCCAUUUUUCUUAUUCAUAACUUUUUAUAAAAAAAAACAACUUUUUACUGUACAUUAAAAUAGGCAGUGUGGCAACACUAAAGUAAGCUAUGAUCAAUAUACAAUCCCGUUACAACACUGUUUUUGUCUCUGGAAUUUUUUUGCUUUUCUGGAUUGGAGAUUUCUCUUUUCUCGUGAGAGAAAAAUGACAGAGUAGUUGGAACCAAAGAGGAAAAAGGAUGGAUCCAGUCCAUCCGAGAAUGCAUCAAUUCCCCUCAUACCUAGGGAAGGAUGGCUUGCCUAGGAGAAACCCAAUAUACACCCAACCCUCCAGGUCUAGUAUGUUAAUCCAUACAUAAGUAUGUCUUGAAAUAGGUGUGUUCAUACUUUCAAAUGGGGAUGUUUGACGUGUCCUUUUAUGGCAUUUGGUUUGAUAAUUUAUUCGUAGGUCCUGCUUUUUUCCCCAUUGGGAAUGUUUAACACAAUGGAAUCAGAGGGAUUACGAUAUAUAAACAAGACACUGUUACACACUUCCUGUUGCCAAAAUAAAUAAACUUUAGAUGUUUCACCUAUUCCUUUUGCCAUUUGUGUGAAUGAGCUCUGUUUUCACAGACCUAAACCUCAUCUGUUUACUGUCUGCAAUAAAAUAUAUAUAUAUAU
Molecule: messenger RNA, 15017 nt
Organism: Pelobates cultripes (western spadefoot toad)
Lineage: Eukaryota; Metazoa; Chordata; Amphibia; Anura; Pelobatidae
Source: the annotation of a GenBank genome assembly